AUGGCAACUGAACUACCGAAUCCAACUGAUAAAGAAUUGUACAUGGAAAAUGCACACGGAUCGUCAUAUGGUGGAUCUUCUGUUGGAAGUAUGUUGCUAAUGGAAGAUACCGACGGAUUAGAGCACGAGCCAUUAGUUGAUACAGGCGAUUCGUUUGAAGCAAACCAAACCCCUAAAUCUGAUGCAAAAGUCUCAAACUCAAGGUCUCUAAAUUUUAUAUUAGAUACUUCUGCCUUGCUUCAAGGCAUGGGGAAUGUUAAACGCUGGUUUGACGCAAAGUACUCAACUGCACAACUCUUGAAGAAUCAAGGGAAAGCCGCUGAGAAUCUUUCGAUAAACUGUUACAUCCCAGCAAAUACAUUGUACGAGUUGCAAGAUAUCAGGAGAAAUUCAAGUAUUCAAGGUCCAAAUGCGAAGUGGGCACUUUCCUUUCUUGAUCAGAUUCUUGAUUCCGAUGCCACGAACAACGAAAUGUCAAAUGAAGUUGCGCCUGAGAAGAACUUGCUUUCUUACAACGUGGAGCUUGAGUCUCGCACACGUUCUUUUCCUACGUGGAAUACAGCCUUGAAAUACACAAUGCAUAAAGAAAAUGUUGAUGAUUUGGAUAUGGGAACAAAGUUCUUGAUCCGAUCAUGCGUUUUCAAAGCUUUCAUUGAGAGAAAAAGCAGUGAACGCUGGUAUGUUAUUACGGAGGAUGUCUCUAGAAGGAAAGUUGGUUUAUUUGGGGUCGAUUGUUUGAAUGUUAAUGAAGCAGAGUUACUUCUCUUCUGUGCCCACGACAUUACUGAAUCCCAGUUAAAAGCUCCAGGGUCCGAAUUCAACUUUGAACAUGACAUGUACGAGAGCAAACCUAUUCUUACCCGUAUAGACACGUCUCUUUAUGAUUACAAACCAUUGGGACUAAAGAAAGGGAAACAACUGCGGCGAGCUAAAGAAAUUACAGGGAACGUGUCUAAAGUGGAGGGCAUAAUAAAGGAAGACUUUAACAUGGUAAAUUACGCCCCGCGCCCAGAAGGCAAAGUGUGGAUGCCAUCAGAACCUAGUAAACCAAAAAAGAAGAAAAACAGGAGAAGAAAAAAGCCACAACAAGGGUCCGGAGAGUCUGCUCAGAAUAAAUCAUAA
Messenger RNA from Clavispora lusitaniae ATCC 42720, 1122 nucleotides. RefSeq lists its product as uncharacterized. Lineage: Eukaryota; Fungi; Ascomycota; Pichiomycetes; Serinales; Metschnikowiaceae. The record is from RefSeq and is a predicted model, not a curated record.